Messenger RNA from Mytilus trossulus (common blue mussel), 4078 nucleotides. RefSeq names its product interferon-related developmental regulator 1-like. NCBI's taxonomy places the organism in Eukaryota, Metazoa, Mollusca, Bivalvia, Mytilida, Mytilidae. The transcript is spliced from 12 exons. The record is from RefSeq and is a predicted model, not a curated record. The coding region runs from base 190 to 1476 and encodes 428 amino acids.
AAUCUAUUUUUAGAAUGUGACAGUCUCAAACUUCGUGAUUACGUUGACCAUGCUGUCUGAGGAUAACGUCUUAUCUCUUCGAAUUACUCUGUUUUAUCAAGGAAUUUAUCUUCAAGAUCUUAGUAUACGAAAGAGAACAGUUUUAGGGACUAGAAAACAUUUUAAUUUUAUAAGAGACUUAAAAUAAUAAUGCCUAAAGGAGGAAAGAAAAAAGGAGGGAAGAAGGUUGUGGCAUCACUACCUCCCAGUGAUGAAGAGUAUGAUACAGGAGAUAACUGGAGUACUGCUAGUGUCCUGUCGGAAGAUAUCAGCAGUAUAUCUGAAGAUGGAGAGAAUGGAGCUGAUGAUACUACUGUAGUAGAAAAUUUUGAAGAUAAAUUGAAAGACUGCAUUGAAGGAAUAUCACAAAAAAGUGGUAAAGGCAGAAUAUCAUGCAUUGAAACCAUGGCAAAAUUGCUCUCAAAGAAAUAUGUUUAUGAUUUUCUUAGUGACAGGAAAGUGACUGUUUCUGACGGUCUGUUGAGAUGUUUAAAGAAAGGAAACGGCGAUGAGCAAGCAGCCUCAGCUAAAUGUUUAAGUCUACUAUGUGUUCAGUUAGGGAAUGAAAUAGAAGAUGACUUUAAAGAAGUACAUAGUUUGCUUUUGACAAUUCUGGCAGAUAAUACUGCUCCUGUUAAAGCCAGGUCCGAAUGUGCUGCAACCUUGGCUAUGAGCAAUUUUCUGGCUUGUACAGAUAUAUCUGUUGUUGAUAAUACAAUGUUGGCAUUAGAGAACAUAUUUAAAGGAUCUUACAGAAAGGGAGACAAAUCAGUUCCCAGUCACCCACAACAAAUUAGUAGAUUACAUGCCGAUGCCUUGUCAGCCUGGAGUUUGUUGAUAUCCAUAGCACCUACGUUCUCUGUCCAGAAGAAAAUUGAAAUGCAUUUAAGUCGGUUGUCUGACUUAUUAGAAAGUGCUGAUGUGGAGUUGAGGAUAGUAGCAGGAGAGACUAUUGCCUUGUUGUAUGAGCUUGCUAGAGAGGAAGAUGAGGAAUAUGAAGGAGAAGAUAUUUGUACUCUCUGUGCAACCCUGAAGAAUUUAGCUACAGAUUCUCACAAAUACAGAGCAAAGAAAGACAGGAAAAUGCAGCGUUCAAGUUUUAGAGAUGUUCUACGAGCUGUUGAGGAAGGUGAUGAACCAGAUCUAGCUGUAAAAUUUGGUAAAGAAUGUGUAAUGAUAGAUUCAUGGUCGAAGAGGGAGCAAUAUGAUAGUUUAUGUCAGGCACUCACUUCAGGUGUAAAUCAUCAUUUACAGGAGAACCCUGUGAUACGAGAGAUAUUUGGCCUUGGACCUCCUAUUCCUGUUGGAAAUGUACCUCCUCAGAAAGUAUCAAAAUGGGAAAGGACACAUUAUAAUGCUGCAUUGUUUAAAGCCAGGACAAAAGCAAGAUCAAAACACAGAGAUAAAAGAUCUGUUGUGAUGAACGGUGGUGAUUGACGAAGGCAGAACGCUAGUACUCUUAAUGACUGGGAAUUGUGAUGCUGCUUCAUCUAUGUGUGAAUAGUUUCAUUGUUAAUUUAUAGGCCAUAAUAUAAUGGCGUACUUCAUGACAAAGACGUGUGAUGCCUAUUCAUUGUGUGACUGAUUUCAUCAUCCAUAUUUAUAAAGGCAUUUGUUGUACAAUUUAUUUUGUAUGCAGUGUACUUGUAUACAUGUAUAGUGCUGUUAUUUUUCUAUCUAAGAGAAAGGUCAAAUUUUAAACUGUUAAAGUGCUGAAUAAUAUUUUUAAUUUGAGUCUGUAUUGUAAUAUAAUGGAUUUGUUGCAGACUCUGAUUUAAAUAUUUUUUUCUAGUUGAGAACAAAUGUUUUUUUCUAAUAUAUCACAAGCAAAUACUUUGUUUUUUGGAGGAAUAGAAAUUACAAAUGUACUAUUUGAAGUUUUGCAUCACCAAUUCCACGUUUUAAAAUUAAAUCCAAAUUUAAUAAAAAAAAAAUAAUGAUUCUUUUGAGAAUUGCUGGAUAGAACACUUUUACCAAUAUAGUGAUUUUAAUAUUUUUUCUUCAAAAAUUUAAAGGAAACUUGGAACACUCUUAUUGUGUAGCUUUUUUAUGGUAUUUUUGUUGCUGAAUAGCAGUUAUGAGUUAUAUAUUCCUUGAAAAGCUUAUUUGUCAGAACAUUGUUAUUAGCAAGGGUCAAUUCAACUUGUCAACAAUGGUCAUCAAAUGUUUUACUACAAAUGCAUUUUCACCAGAUGGCCAGUCUAUUGUACAUCAUUUACUACUACCAACCUGACAUAGUUUGAAUCACCCUGUAUGUGCUGUAGUGUUGAUCAUAAUCUCAGCUCAGUGUGUACUCAACACUUUAGGCUAAAGUAGAUUUACCUUGUUAAAUUAUAAUAAAUUUGGAUGUUUUGACAAAUAUUUGAAAAGAAUUUUGAAUGGAAAUGGAGACCCUAUUAGACCUGGAUAAAGAGCAGAAAACACCCAAGGCUACCAAAUGGUCAUUAUUAAAAACAAUUUACAGGAAUUAUUUCUUUGGAUAUACAUGUAUAUAACAGUUUGACAAACACUAAUUUUGAUCAUUGUGAAGCAUUAUAGUAUAUAUACCGGUAAUUAAAAUGGUCAGUUGAUUUUUCAAGGGUUAACUUCCUUAGGUGUUCUGAACCCCCCUUAAGUUAACAAGAAUACCUCUAUCAGAGUUUUGUUAAAUGUUUAAACCAUGACCUGUGAUAUGUUUUAGAGGUGUGUACAUUUCGAUUGUUGUUUUAGUUGUAAGAACAUUUAUUCUUGCAUAAUGAAAGGUUAAACAUAUAUUAUUUACAAAUGUCAAAUCAAACCUAUUUAUGUAUGAGAAUUAUUGAAUUAUAUGUGUAUAUAUGUUGCUUUAUUUGUAUAAUCAUUGAUUUUCUUGAAGAAAGUGUAUUUCUUGUAGGAGUUUUAAAAAAGAGAAAAACAUUUUCAAUUUGUAAUUCAUAUUUAAUGCCCAGUUGAUUCUUUACUUUCAGUUUAAAACACAUUUUGUUAUGAAAGUCUCAUUGCUUUGUUUCAAUUUUUAUGCCUUGCAUUCAAUAUUAGAUGGGCAUAACUAUUUCGGGUAAUUCAUACCUCAAUUCAUUUGGUGUUUUUUUCCCCCAUCAUAAAGCGUUUUCUUUCUGGUAGGUUUCAUUUUUGUUUCAAGAAAGUUUGUGGUCAUAUAAAAUUUAAACUACUUUCUGCACAUUUUGAAAUGAUUUUAAAUAUGUAUGACAGAUUGGCUUUUCCCGUUUGAUUUCACAUAGUUUACUGAACAUGGAAAUUAUCAAACAAUUAAGUAUUAUUAUUUAAGGAAUUAGAAAGUGAACUUGCAUUUUAAAAAGAAAUUUGAAUUUUAUUUAACAAAAAAAAAUGAAAUUUUGUUCUGUCUUCUUACUCAGAUUGAUGUAAAUUAAUUUAUCAGUUGGAAGUAAGCACAUACUUCUUGAGUUGAUGGUUGAUUUUGCAGUCAGAUGCAAACAUGUUAAAUAUUUUUAAAGAAUUUGAAUUUUCCAAUAUUUCUUGUGUUCUGUUUAUUUCAUGAAUAUAUAUAGCAUAAUUUACAUACUAAAUUGCAUGAAAGAUUCAAUGACUAGUUAAUUAUCAAUUUGAGAUCUCAAAUGAAUUUAACUAUUUCAAUAAUUUAGAUUUAUGGAUAGAUAGAAUUUUCAGGGCAUUUAUUAUUUAUUUGACAAGCAUUUUUCUGUUUUGUCUAAUGAUUUAGAGAUUUGAAACAAUUUCAAUUUUCUUAUCAGUCAUACAUUUGACUUUAAUAAUUAAUUUCAAUAAUUCUCUCAACUAUGUUGUUGAUAUUGUUAUGUAGAAUUACAUGAGCCAUGCAGUAACUUACUUUAAAAAAAACAUGUUUAAGAAUAUUCAAAAACACCAUUAAUUCAAAACUUUAAAUUAAAACCAUUUGUAGAUUUUGUUAUGAUUUAUUUCAACAUUUUUGCCAGAUUUGAAAAAUGUGCAAUGAUGCAACUAUGACAACCAUUGUUUUAGAUAUAAUUUUCACAAUUGUAUGUUUGAAAAAGAACCUUAUUUUGAAAAACAUGCUUUUCGACAAAAUAAACAUUUCAGCAGAUAA